Molecule: messenger RNA, 243 nt
Organism: Colletotrichum tamarilloi
Lineage: Eukaryota; Fungi; Ascomycota; Sordariomycetes; Glomerellales; Glomerellaceae
Exons: 1
Source: RefSeq, a predicted model, not a curated record
ACGGCUGGUAUCAACACCGUCUGCUCUGCAGCGGCUCGACAUCCAACCAAGAAGAGCGAGGCAAUAUCUUCGUAUAGAGUGGCACACGUCUACGGGAAAGCCUCCACAGAACGCUCGCUCCAUCUCAGGACAGCCAGCCGCGAUGGCGCGAUUAUCACUAAUUCUUUCGACUGGAACUUGAAUGAUCCUUACGCGAGGUCUGCCGAGCGCGGUAUCCCCAGGCCAGACUCACCAACCAUAUGA